AUGGAAGAAGACAAGGCCAGUGAAGAGGCCGAAAAUUGGAAAGUUUACGAAGCGCUGUGCAGUAAAAGCCCUACAGAGAUGGAGGCAGACGUUGGUAAUGACAUAAUUACAAGUCUGAGAAGUGAUCUUGCUGGACUACAGUACAAGCGAGAUAAGCUAAUAUCUGAAAAUAGUGAUUUAAAAAACCAAAUGUUAUCGCGAGACCAGAGAAUACUUGAGCAGCAAGUAGAGAUCGAUCACCUUCGCGAACAAAAUGCGCGCCAAAAUGCUGUCAUUUCAUCUCUCAGAAAGAAGAUCCAAGACCUCGAAGAAAUUCAACGAAACCUUCAGACAUCGAAUGGAAGAAGUGAAAUCACAGUUCAAACACUGCAAAGAGAUAACCGAUACUGUGAAGAAAAGAUUAAAGACUUGGAAAAGAAAUUACGUUCUCUUGAGCUAGAAUGUCACAGCGAAGAACAACAAAAAGAAAAUGCCCGUUGUCAGUUUCACGAUCUCGUUCGACGUAUGUCUGCGGCUUUGGAAUCAGAUUUUUGCGAUACAGCACACACCCACUCCCCUGAAAGUUUGAUCAUCAAGGCGGCCGAGCUUGUCCAAGAAAUCACCAGACUGAAAAACAAAUGCUUGAAUACAACUGAAAACUUAUCUACGGUCGAACAGGAUCUAAGAAGCUGUAGAGAUGCGUUAGAGAGAUCAAACACUGACAAAGAUAUUUUACAACGACAACUAUCAGCCCAGCUUCUAGAUAUUGAGAGACUUAAACAGGAAAAAGAAUCCCUUUGUGUCCAAAACAGAGUGAUUGAACGAGAACUGCACGAAGCUAGAGAAAAGUUGUCACAUUGUUCCAAAAACUUAAACGUCGUAACGGAUAAUGUGAACCAGAAUGAAUCGAUUAUCAUUCAGUUGAAAGAGGAUUUGCGGCAUCGGGAUGAAAAAUACCAAAGACUACACGCGGAAUACCGCAAUACAAUGGAGUCCUUAGCUAUCUUACUAAGUUUGCCGACCCGAUUCGUGGAAGCACAUGAAAGUACUAUUAAAGACAGAAUUCGCGAAAUUUUAAGUGACAACAAAGAUAAAUCUGUACAAAUAGAUGCAUUGCGUGAUAAAUUGAACAUGGAGUCUCAGCAAUUAGGAAGGACAGCGCAUUUACACGACCAAGCAACUACACGCGUGCGCAUCCUGGAAGAUGAAAGAAAUAUACUUGAAGCUAAAUUACACAAGCUGGAAGCCGAGCUUAACGCACAGGAGGUCUCCAGAGACAGUUUACGUAAAGACAAAGCAAAUUUUGUUGCCUUCCUAGAACGUUUAAGUCGAACACUAAAUAUGGAUGAGCUGACCCAAGAUAUCGGAAUAGAAUUGCACACUGAAUCUAUUAUCCACCGCGCAGAGCAGUUAGCGAGGCUCGAGAGUGAUAAAAUUGUUGAUAAGAUGCUAUAUUACGGAUACUAUGGUACGCUGCCCAGACUGCGCAGAGAAAGAUCUUUCCAUGACUUACCUUACCUUAAAGAAACAGCUGUUGUUUAUCAGUUACAACGACGAAUUCGUAUUUUGAGAGAACAACUGCAGAGAAAAGAUUUGCACUUGGAUUUGUUGCGACGGAAACUAAGCGUACAGGAUGAGAGCUGUCGAGUUCGAGCAGUGUUGCAAGCGGAACGUGACGAAGCCGUGGCACGCAACAAGAAGCUCGCGCGACAAUGUGACAAGCUGCAAGUACAGCUUAGUGACGCACGCGCACAAAUUCGCGACCUCAACGCACAACUUGUGGAUGCCGCUGAGUACAAGAUAACAUCACUGGAGAGAGCUCGCAAGGUGGAAGAGCUACAGAAAAAGUUGGAGGAGGCGGAACUACUCCGCGUGCGCUACAACCGUAAGGUGAACGUGCUAAAGGAACAGGUGCGCUCCACGGGCGAGACCUUCGAACAGGAGCGAUCCUCCAUCGACCACCAGAUUACCAUCCUGCGGGAUGACCUUGCACGCACCAAGGAGGCGCUCGCUGAGAGCCAGCGCAGGGAGGCACAGCUCACUAGCUUCAGGAACUCGAUAGCAAAACUGCUAGGUAUCCUAGUGCCAGUGUCUGUGUCCGACUUCGAGAUGGUGUCACGUCUACAAAAGCUGAUCGACGCACACCACGACUUUACGGUGGUGUCGCGGCGAUACGACGACCCCACCCUCCUGCGAGCCUCCUCUCGCUCCCCCCCACCGUCACGUUGCAGGACCAGAACACCUGACAGAUCACUCCGUUAUGACGACUCGGGUUAUGCAGAUCCUGCCUUCGAACUGGACGAUGAAUUAUACAAAGCUCGAGCAGGAUUGUGA
Spodoptera exigua (beet armyworm) is the source of this 2313-nucleotide messenger RNA. NCBI's taxonomy places the organism in Eukaryota, Metazoa, Arthropoda, Insecta, Lepidoptera, Noctuidae. The record is from the annotation of a GenBank genome assembly.